Messenger RNA from Nothobranchius furzeri (turquoise killifish), 6538 nucleotides. Its product is annotated as nucleotidyltransferase MB21D2. The record is from RefSeq and is a predicted model, not a curated record. NCBI's taxonomy places the organism in Eukaryota, Metazoa, Chordata, Actinopteri, Cyprinodontiformes, Nothobranchiidae.
AUGGCGGCCCCUGCCCUCUCCGUUCGGUCCGGUUCGGCGGGAAGCCUCGGGAACAGCCCCACCUCGGCCGCCGGGAGGCUUCCGCCCGGUGGCGGCGGCGGUAGCGGUGGGCCCGAGCUGGACUUCAGGUCGGCGGCCCGGAUGGAGGACCUGAACCGUCUCAUCCAGGAGUUUAGUAAACACGACCAGCGGGAAUACGAUGACCAGCGCGCCCUGGAGAUCCACACGGCCAAGGACUUCAUCUUCUCCAUGCUGGGAAUGGUUCAGAAGCUGGACCAGAAACUCCCAGUGGCCAAUGAGUAUCUCCUCCUUUCGGGUGGUGUUCGGGAAGGGGUGGUGGACAUGGAUCUAGACGAACUGAGCGUCUACGCUCGUGGCACAGAUUAUGACAUGGACUUCACCCUGUUGGUCCCAGCCCUUAAACUCCAUGAUCGUAACCAGCCGGUGACCCUGGACAUGAGGCACUCGGCGCUGGGCCACUCCUGGCUCAGCCUCCGACUCUUUGAUGAAGGAACCAUCAACAAAUGGAAAGACUGUUGCACCAUUGUCGACCACAUCAGCGGGACCACCAACUACUUCUUUUCUCCCACGCUAGUGGCGGACUGGUUCUACCAGUCCAUCUCACUGGUGCUGCUGGAGGUGCAGAAGAAGCCGCAGAGAGGAAUGCCAAGAGUGGAGAAGGUGGAGCGGAACGGGACCAUCAUCUCUGUCAUCCUGGGCGUUGGCAGCAGUCGGAUGCUCUACGACAUUGUCCCUGUGGUGUCGUUUAAAGGUUGGCCAGCCGUGGCUCAGAGCUGGUUGAUGGAGAACCAUUUCUGGGACGGAAAGAUCACGGAGGAGGAGGUGAUAAGCGGAUUCUAUCUCGUCCCUGCCUGUUCCUACAAAGGCCGGAAGGAUAACGAAUGGCGCCUGUCUUUUGCCCGCAGUGAGGUGCAGCUGAAGAAAUGCAUCUCAUCCAGCCUCAUGCAGGCAUACCAGGCUUGUAAGGCCAUCAUCAUCAAGCUGCUGUCCCGGCCCAAAGCCAUCAGCCCGUACCACCUCCGCAGCAUCAUGCUGUGGGCCUGCGACCGCCUCCCCGCCAACUACCUAUCACAGGACGACUUCUCCGCUCACUUCCUGCUGGGCCUGAUAGACGACUUGCAGCAUUGCCUCGUAAACAAGAUGUGUCCCAACUACUUCAUUCCUCAGUGCAACAUGCUGGAGCACCUGUCGGACGAGACCGCCAUGCUGCACGCCCGCAAACUGUCCUCCGUGCGGUCCGACCCGACCGAGCACCUCCGCACCACCAUCGAGCACGCCAAGGCUGCCAACAGGCUGACGGUGGAACUGCAAUGGCGAGGCAGCUCCAACAACCUGCCGUCCCCGCAGUCCGACGCCGGCGGAGACCACCAGCCGGAUGACCGGCUGGCCAAGAAGCUUCAGCAGCUUGUCACGGAGAAUCCCGGGAAGUCCAUCUCGGUCUUCAUCAACCCGGACGACGUCACGCGGCCGCACUUCCGCAUCGAUGACAAGUUCUUCUGAGACUGAGAGACGUCUUCCUAGACCUCCUUCUCUUUGUGCUCCUCACAUGGCGCCCCGCUGCCUCUGAAACUUUGUUUUUUACUUUUUUUAGUUUUCCUGCCACAAAGUGAGGUGAUUGUUUCGUCGUCUGCCACAGUUUUUUUAUUUAGUUAGUUUUAUUUUUCUAUUCCCGACCCCCUUCCCUCCUUCUCACUGUGUGCCCUGUGUUUUCUACCUGCUGAAUGCCUUUUAAACAGGCCGCUGAUUAGCAGCAGCUUGUUUUUAAAACCGAAGGAGGGGACAGAAGUCCACCUGGAGACGGAGCUGCUGUUCCAGUAAAACAGACUAAAAACGAUCAGGGAUCCUGGUAACGAGACAAAUUCAUCGACUCCUGGAGGCACCAGAUCCGGAUGAGCCUAGGGAUGCACCGAUACUGACACCAGUGCCGAUAUCGGUGCAUCCCUUUGGCGCGGUAUGAGGGCCAAAAUGAAGACUACUGCCCAGCAGCAGGAGGCUACAUAAAUUCUGAAGCAAACUACCGACCUGAUUAAUAAUAAGCUGGCGCCGGUAACUGAGAGGCUGGCGCUGCUUACUGAGAAAUAGCACCUUUACCGGUGUUACUACUAGAAACGCUAGGGACUAGCAGCCCUCGGCUGGUCAUUGACUGGUUCAAACACUCCCUCUCUGCUGUCUAUUAGCAUGGAUAGGCUAGCGUUAGCCUGGACGGGCUGGUGUUAGCAUUGGAGAGGCUAGCCAUUAGCGUGCCUAGGCUGGCCACUAGCUGAAUUUCCUACCUCCUCAACGGACCAAUAAAAUGGAUAGGCUGGCGUUAGCAUCAGAGAGGCUAGCCAUUAGCGUGCCUAGGCAUGCCACUAGCUGGAUUUCCUACCCCCUCGACGAACCUUAAGCAUGGAUAGACUGGCAUUAGCAUCGGAGAGGCUAGCCAUUAGCAUGUCUCGGAGAGUCACUUACUCUACUAGAUUUGUUUUUUUUUUACUUUUACUAAACGGAUGACAUACUAUGAGACCUGCAAUCACAGUUGUUCCUUUGACAGAACGCGUUGUUAUACACAUUAACUUAAAGCAGAUUGUAAAGCCGACAGCCUGUUAGCAUUGAUUAGGUUCUGCGUUAACUCCAUUCAGCUCUUAAUUACAGGUUGAUGGCAUUUUCUUUUUAUAUAGUUUGGUUUUCUUUCACAUGUCAGAGAAAAAGCCAGAGCUAACUAGUUUGUACUUUUCAUCUUUGGAUUUUAAAUCCUUUGUAUUGAAUUACAGGUUAAUAAUUAUUUAAACUGUGAUGUUAUCUUUAUUAUAACUAUAUAAUAUGUACAAAAAAAAUACAUCUAAUAGAGUAACUGACUCUCCGAGACAUGCUAAUGGCUAGCCUCUCCGAAGCUAACGCCAGCCUAUCCAUGCUAAAUGUCAGUCAAGGGGGUGGGAAAUCCAGCGAGUGGCCAGCCUAGGCACGCUAAUGGCUAGCCUCUCCAAUGCUAACACCAACCCGUCCAGGCUAACGCUAGCCUAUCUAUGCUAAUAGACAGCAGAGGGAGUGUGUGAACCAGUCAAUGACCAGCCGAGGGCUGCUAGUCCCUAGCAUAUCUAGUAGUAACGCCGGUGUCGGUACAAGAUCUGCUCGGGUGCAAGAUCGGCUCGGGGUCCGUCGACUACCGAUGACGUCAAAGUAGUUGAUUGGCUGAACAUGAACCUUACGGAAUUACAUAAUCACGUUACGUUGUUAUCACGUUACGUUGGUCCAGGCAAAUCUUUCUGUUGGAAAGAUGGACAACUUUUACAAAGAAAUCCAUCAUUACCUCUUCGAAAAUACACUUUUAGCGCUGAGCUGCAUGUAUAUUAGGGCUGAACGAUUAACUGCAUGUGCAAUUAAAUUGCGAUGUGACAAAAGGAGAUUUUCUAAUCGCAACGGCUGCAAUUUGGCAGCGAGUGGUUAGCGCAAUGCUAAUAUACAUGGAAAAACCCAUAGCAAUACUAAUGCUAAUAUCGCCAAUUACAUUCUUACAAAUUAUGAAUUAGAAACGUGCCAAAUGAUUACAUUUGGAGUGUAACAGAAAGUAAAACUACCAUCAAAUAAGUACAGACAGGUAUUUUAGUAAAGCCAGAAAACUUUAAACUCCAGAGUUUUGGCUAGCAGCUAUGAGCGUACCUGAACUACGCAUGGACAAGACGUCAAAAACUCUAAACACAAAAUGCUUCAAUAAACGGGACACACUUGUUUCCUGCAAAUACAAUUUCACAGGUGUUGCUAAUACCUAUGAUCCUUCAAGGGAUGUGCUCAAAGAGGAGUUCAACAUUAUGAAUGUGUAGAUGUGUGAUGUAUUUUGUCCGAGUGGGUUUGCCGUACUUUGACGUCAUCGGCAGUCGAAGGACCCCGAGCCGAUCUUGUACCGACACCGGUAAAGGUGCUAUCUCUCAGUUACCGGCGCCAGCUUAUCAAUCAGGUCGGUAGUUUGCUUCAGAAUUUAUAAAGCCUCCUGCUGCUGGGCAGUAGUCUUAAUUUUGGCCCCCAUACCGCGCCAUACACUCCUAGAUGAGAGUAAGGUCACAGACACAACAAGAGUCUUGAUCAGAAAUCAGAACUUAAACAUUUGAAAUGUUCACACCAGAGCAACAGCUGGGGGAUGAACCGCGUUCAGGAGUUGUUGUGAUGUCUCAGAACCAGGAGUGGACCCAGCAGAGGUCUGUCCAAAGGUGGGCUUCCCCCCUGUGAGGAAUGUCUUGGUCCUGCUGGGCCCUGAUGGUACUAAUGUCUUAGAAGCUAACUGUAAAUAGAAGAAGACUGACCGAAGAGUGGACACUGGACUACAAAGAGACUGACGAUGAUUUGUGGGCUACUUUUUGUCUAAUUUUGCACAGAAUGUAAAAACAAAAAUCACCACUUCUCCUGAGGCUGGACAUCGUGUGGUUCAGAGGGGUGGUGCCGUACCAACGAGGGUCAUUCUGCUUCGUAGUAGCUCCUCAGUAGGACGUGUUCCCCCAUAGGGCUUCCUGUCCACAGUUGGUCCUCAGCCAGAUUCCUUCUGGUGUCCUGCUGGGGCUACGGGAUCUUCAGCCCUCUAUGAAAGCCCACGUCUGGUUUACCUCCAUCAGAACUCAGAUCACAUCUCUGAUUUUUGUGGAUGUGGUUGACCUGAUGGCUUCUUCUAGCCAGGACCUUCAGCAGGCACUGGGACGGGAAUCAGCCUGAGGAGCGCCCAACUUCGGGCUAGGAAGGAGCUUGUGUUGGGUGUGGAAGGGUUCCGGUGUCUGUGGGUGUGGUGAGACUGGAAGCCGGAUCUGAUCCAUGUGCUAAACUGGUCUGUUGCACAGAAGAUUUGAAUCUAAAGGUGAAGCUCUCACCAGAAGGUCACCACCCAAAGUUCUUGCCCACAGGUGACAUGUGGGUUGGUGAUUGUUCAUUAAUUCCAGAGCGUCAACUUUAGAUUCAAAUCUGUGAGAGUGAGAGGGUGAGGAACGCUGAGGUGCCUCUCAUCCAGAAGAGUCCUCUGUGAUGAUGAUGAUGAUGAUGAUGAUGAUGAUGAUGAUGGAUGGAUGAUCUAUCAUUCAUCACCUCACAAACAUGAAUGAUUUAAGCAUCUAAACAGGGGGCGGAGCAACACGUGACCUCACCUGUCGGGUGUUUUCAGGUUAAGAUCUCCCGUCAGGUACGGCACCACACCUGCCUUAACCUACGACUUUCCACGCUCUCACCACCUGGUUCUGACCCACUGUGAUCACGUCUCGUUGAGCUCCGCUGGACCUUCAGAACCUGACUUCUCUUCAGCUGCUUCUUCACGUUUUUGGGUCAGAACCGGUCGCAGCAGGUCAAAUCGGGUCAGUCCCACCUGAUCUAGCUGGGGGUUUCCCAUAUACCGGCUCGCCGUCAGGUUCUGGCGGUUCUGUCCGAGCGUUGUGGGUCGUUCCUGAGCCGCUCGAGUUGAUUCUGGUUUCUGUGUUUGUGUAAACGUCUCAAACAUUUUCUUAAAAUUACCAAAAAAAAUAAUCCUGGAAGACAUCUGACCAGAAAUGUACAGUCCACACGUCCUCAUCCUCAAGUGCAAUUAGUGACCACUCACUCACUCACACACACACACACACACACACACGCACACGUACACGCACACACACACACACACACACACACACACGCGCACACGUACACGCACUCACACACACACACACUCACCAUGUAGCAUAACGAUGAAACCACUAAACACAAACUCACUCCAUCACUCAGAGGUUUUUAAGUGCCACACACACUCCUGCUCAGUGGUCAGUGUGUUUUUUUCGCACUCUCUCUCUCUCUCUAUCUAUCUAUCUCUCACACACACACACCUCCUCUUUCUCUCUCGCUCUCUCUCUCUUUCUCACACACACCUCCUCUUUCUCUCUCUCUUUCUCACACACGCUCCUCUUUCGCUCUCUCUCACACUUCUCUUUCUCUCACACACACACUCCUCUCUUUCGCUCUCUCUCACACUUCUCUUUCUCUCACACACACACUCCUCUCUCUCUUUCUCACGCACACACAUCUCUCUCUCUCUCAUACACACUUCUCUCUUUCUCACACACACACUCCUCUCUCUUUCUCUCUCACACUCACUCCUCUCUCUCUUUCUCACACACACACCUCUCUCUCUCUCUCAUACACACUCCUCUCUUUCUCACACACUCACUCCUCUCUCUCUUUCUCUCUCACACACACACACUCCUCUCUUUCUCUCUCACACACACUCCUCUCUCUUUCUCUCUCUCAAAAACACACCUUCUCUCUCUCUCUCCACCACCUCCUGACUCCCCUUUUCUAUUCUGCUGCUCGGUCUGAUUCUGGCGAAGGAUUUCUGUCUGUGGUGUCGGUCCAGCUGGCCCGCUCCUCAGACAUCUCUUCCUCGUCUCAGAACAUCCUGAACACUAAAGUCCAAACAAAUCUCUGAGCACAUCUUAUUCUGUUCUAGUGAAUCACUCUGAAGAAAUGCCCAGAUCUCACUUUAUAGUGUCUAAACUGUAGAACGUAUGAGAAUGUGUAAUAAAAGAAUCCAAGCGGU